Messenger RNA from Rhizoctonia solani, 1473 nucleotides. RefSeq names its product Transposon Tf2-7 polyprotein. NCBI's taxonomy places the organism in Eukaryota, Fungi, Basidiomycota, Agaricomycetes, Cantharellales, Ceratobasidiaceae. The record is from RefSeq and is a predicted model, not a curated record. Gene Ontology annotation, biological process: DNA integration. The transcript is spliced from 2 exons. Bases 1 to 1473 code for a protein of 490 amino acids. Gene Ontology annotation, molecular function: nucleic acid binding.
AUGAGUAUGAGACAAGCUAUUCAAACAGAUAGUGACCUUAAUGACCUAAUAAGGGAUGCUCUGCAUGACAACAAAGCUGUAUACAAAAUCCUUAAAUCCUUGGAAGAGGACAUACCUGUUAAAGGAUGGAAGAUUGAUAAUGGCCUACUAUACUAUCAUGAUUGGAUCUAUGUCCCCAAUGAGCCAGAAAUCAGGAAAGCCGUCUUAGAAAGCAGGCAUGAUAACCCUUCCACUGGGCACCCAGGACAGUUCAGAACCUUAGACCUCCUUUCAAGGGAUUACUAUUGGUCAGGGAUGAAACAGUCUGUAACAAAAUAUGUCCAAGCAUGCAAUUCAUGCAUACAUAGCAAACACUCCAAUUGGGCUCCUGAAGGUCUCCUUCAAAACAUAGAUUUACCCAAUAAGCCCUGGGAGGAAAUAACGUAUGACUUGAUUGUAGGACUCCCCACCUCAGAAGGAUACAAUGCAAUAUUAACAGUAGUGGACCGCUUAUCCAAAAUGGUUCAUUUCAUACCAACGCACUCUGAUGCAACUGCGGUUGAUGUUGCAAACCUCUUUGUAUCCUUUGUGUGGAAGUUACAUGGGUUACCCAGGAAAACCAUUUUGGACCAAGGCCCCCAAUUUAAUGCAAAAUUCUUGAGACAAGUCUACAAGCGGUUGGGGAUAGAACCACAUUUCUCCACUGCAUACAGACCACAAGUUGAUGGACAAAGUGAACGCCUAAACCAGUUUGUGGAAAUUUACCUACGCCACUACAUCAACUAUAGACAAACAGACUGGGUUGCGUCACUACCACUUGCGGAAUUUGCAUACAAUAAUGGGAAACACUCAGGCUCCAAACACUCCCCCUUCUACAUGUGCUAUGGUUAUAAUCCAGACUUCACAGUUGGAAACACCAAGGAAAGCCAUGUCCCCCAAGCCAACAACCUAGCAGACUUCCUGAAAGAGAUCCAAACAGAAGCAAAAGCUGCUUUAGAAAUUGCUGCAAGACAAAGUGCGCAAUACUAUGAUCUAAACAGAAGGGAAGCAACCAAGCUGGAAGUUGGUGAUAAAGUCUAUUUGAGUAGUGCCAACAUCAAAACUUCAAGGCCUUCCCAUAAGCUAGAGCAUAAGCAAUUGGGGCCCUAUAAGGUCUUGGAGAAAAUUGGCAGGAACUCCUAUAAACUGGAUCUCCCUAAAUCCAUGAAAGUCCAUCCUGUCUUCAACAUUGCCCUUUUACACAAAAAGCCAGUAGACAAAUAUGACCGUGAUCCAGUACCACUUCCCCCAGUUGUCACAGCUGAUGGAGAAGAGGAAUAUACUGUUGAAAGGAUCCUAGACUCCAAGAAAGUGGGUCAACAAGUCAAAUACUUGGUUAAAUGGAAAGGGUAUGGACCAGAGGAUAACACAUGGGAACCCAAGGCCCACUUAGCCAAUGCCCCUGAGAAAUUGGCUAAGUUUCACCAUGAACAUCCAGAGGCAGCUGGACCUUAA